GGGUUUUCUGGGGGAAUUUAAACACUCGUGGUGUAUGUGUGUGUGUUUAUGCGAGGGGGAGUUUCCAUUACAAGCGGGUCUCCACUGUGGGUCGAGGGAAAUCUUUACAGUGUCAUAUUACAGCGUUGUGAGGGGGAAGUGAGAAAGACGCGUCUGUACAUCCUCAUAACACACUGUUGUUUCUGCCUCUGAUUCAUUUGAUAUUUGAAACGUGAUCAGUCACUGUCGUUCUGUGUGGAAUCGAAUCAACGUUUUAAAGACUUCACAACCAUUCAAGAGCAAUGCAAGGACCAGAACUGAUUGACUCGAGGAGUCGUUUUCGAUUUAUUGAAUCAUGCCUUGGCUUGAUGGGCUGUUUGUGUAUCAGCUAUGCGAUCUGGACACCUCAUUGGCUGGAUGAAAGGGGUCUGUGGUUCUCAGGGAAUGAGACCGGACCGAAGGACAGCUGGAACACCGAAGACAUUGCUAAAGCUCUGGAGGCUGAGAGAGUGUUUGCAUUGGUCGCUUUCCUGAUGUCUGUGAGCUCUGGAGUGCUGUGCCUCAUGUUCGCCCUCUGCUGGACGUCUCAAACGGUGCGCUCCUAUUCGAACACUCGCUCACUGCUGAUGGCAGGCCAGGCGCUUGACCCGACCACCCUGCUGCUGUUCACACUAGUACCUACAGGAUUUUUCUUUUUUCUCAGCUGGGCACUUUUCACGCAUCAACAUAUUAGUGAGAUCAGGGAUGACAUCACUCGACUUGGACUUUCCUAUUGGCUGGGAGUGGUGGGCUGGGCUUUGCUAUUGGCUUUGCUGCCUAUAGUCUUCCUGGCGGAAAAGUGUGUGGUUCCCGAUAUCCUGCCGGAGCUAAUACAGUCCACUGAUAUGUGGUGUAAGGCCCCGGAGGUUGCACACGCACGAUCGUUUAGUGAGGGUUGCCAUUGUUCACAGCACAAGUCUCAUCCUGACUUCAGGAGGUACAUGUCAAUGCCUUGAACGAGAAGAACGACGAAGCAAGGAAAUGCACAAGAGAAGAGACUCUAGUCUCGCUGGUCUUCUAGCCAAAUAUAUGAGUUGGGAAUAUGUCUCGCAACAGGCGUCAAGAACCAGGAUGAGAAACCUGUAACUGCUCUCCGGGAUAUGAGACACAAAGCUACAGGUUAUAUUAAGGUUCUGUGCUGGCUUUGGCAGUGGUUUCACAGCUGUACUUGGGCGGGGACGCCCAAAAAUGUGGUUAUUACACAUAAUGGACUAUCAUUUCACUAUCUAAGUGCUGAAAAGAUCUUCAACAGUUUAUUUCACCAUAACUUUUCAUAGUCAACUGCAGUUGUCAAUAUAUGAACUUAUAAAUUUUAAAUGCAUUUUAAAUUAGUGCUAUCAAAUUGAUAAUCGCAAUUAAUCGCACCUAAAAUAAAAGUUUGUAAAUAUAUAUAUAUGUGUAUACAUACAGUCAAACCAAAA
Molecule: messenger RNA, 1439 nt
Organism: Megalobrama amblycephala (Wuchang bream)
Lineage: Eukaryota; Metazoa; Chordata; Actinopteri; Cypriniformes; Xenocyprididae
Exons: 4
Coding region: 282-974 (230 amino acids)
Source: RefSeq, a predicted model, not a curated record